Molecule: messenger RNA, 1495 nt
Organism: Heteronotia binoei (common prickly gecko)
Lineage: Eukaryota; Metazoa; Chordata; Lepidosauria; Squamata; Gekkonidae
Gene: NR1I3
Product: nuclear receptor subfamily 1 group I member 3
Exons: 9
Coding region: 15-1418 (467 amino acids)
Biological process (GO): positive regulation of transcription by RNA polymerase II; negative regulation of transcription by RNA polymerase II; cell differentiation
Molecular function (GO): nuclear receptor activity; RNA polymerase II cis-regulatory region sequence-specific DNA binding; zinc ion binding
Source: RefSeq, a predicted model, not a curated record
CCUCUUCCCCAGACAUGGAAGGCUGCUGGGGGGAAACUUGGACUCAGCCCCUGAGCAGCCGGUCCUCCCCGACCCACGACUCAUCUCUCGCCCCCUUCACUGGUCCACCCUCACACCCUCCGUCCGCACGCUGCCGUAAGCCCAACCGAACAACAACUUGCAGGGAACAGACAGGCACGUCUGCCAGCAUGCAGUGCCCAUCGGACGCCGAAAGCAGCAGCAGCAGCAGUAGUAGUAGAGGAAGCCCAAAUACCACGACCUCGAGACGCAGAGACAUGGAUCUUGAUGGGGAGGAGAAGAUCUGUGCCGUGUGCAGAGACCGGGCCACAGGUUACCACUUCCACGUCAUGACCUGCGAAGGAUGCAAAGGCUUCUUCCGGCGGACUGUCAUAAAGGGUGUCCAGUUCACCUGCCCCUUCACCCGCAGCUGUGCCAUCACGAAAGCCAAGCGGCGCCAGUGCCAAGCCUGCCGCUACCAGAAGUGCCUGGACGUGGGCAUGCGGAAAGACAUGAUCAUGUCAGAGGAGGCUUUGCGCCUACGCCGGGCCACGAGGCAGCAGAAACAGCAUGGAGAGCAGAGCCCCACGGUGGUGCAGGAGCCGUCCGAGGACACCCGUUUAACCGCAGAGCAGGAACAACUGAUUGAGAUCCUGACGGAGGCCCACAACAAGCACUUUGACUCCACCUUUGCCCAGUUCAUCCACUACCAACCUCCAGUGCGCCUGUACAUCCACAGUCCAAGGGCUCGAAGCCCUCAGGAUCCCGCCAUGCCUCCCCACUGCCCACAAGACCACGUGGAGAGCUACCCAGAAGAGGUCCUCCCGGACGUGUUCUCCAUGCUGCCGCUCUUUGCCGAUAUGAGCACCUUCAUGAUCCAGCAAGUGAUCCAGUUUGCCAAGGCAAUACCCUCUUUCAGAAGCCUGCCAAUUGAGGAUCAGAUCUCACUCCUCAAAGGGGCUACUAUUGAGAUCUGCCAGAUCCAGUUCAACACAGUCUUCAAUGAAGAAACCAACGCGUGGGAGUGCGGACAACACUGCUACACCGUCCAAGAUGGCGCCCUGGCUGGAUUCCAGCAGAUCUACUUAGAGCCGCUGCUGAAAUUUCAUAUCAGCCUGAAGAAGCUGAGGCUGCAUGAGGCCGAAUACGUCCUGUUACAAGCCCUAGUGCUGUUCUAUCCAGACAACUUGGAAGUCAUGCAGCGGGACGAGAUUGACCAGACUCAAGAGAAAAUUGCCCUCACGCUGAAAAACUACAUUGACCAGCGGCACCCUUUACCUGAAGGCAGGUUCCUCUACGCCAAACUUCUCUUGCUGUUGACGGAGCUGCGGUCGCUGAAGGUGGAGAACACCCGACAGAUCCUCCAUAUCGACCAGGAUUUUUCCGCCAUGACGCCGCUGUUGUCGGAGAUUAUCAGCUGAAACGAGGAAGGCGGAUACUGGCUUCUCGCGCCUAAGAUUACCCAGUGCUUUGAAAGCCACCAAGACUGAAAAGAAAA